Messenger RNA from Pyricularia oryzae 70-15, 1858 nucleotides. RefSeq names its product uracil-DNA glycosylase. The record is from RefSeq and is a predicted model, not a curated record. The transcript has 2 exons. The coding region runs from base 441 to 1628 and encodes 395 amino acids. NCBI's taxonomy places the organism in Eukaryota, Fungi, Ascomycota, Sordariomycetes, Magnaporthales, Pyriculariaceae. Gene Ontology annotation, molecular function: uracil DNA N-glycosylase activity. Gene Ontology annotation, cellular component: nucleus; mitochondrion. Gene Ontology annotation, biological process: base-excision repair, AP site formation via deaminated base removal; base-excision repair.
CAGCUCCUCAUUCCCCAUAAACUAUUGCAAACUUCGCCCGUUUUGGAUGAUUGAAACGAAGAAGAAGCAGACACAGUUACCGGCGCAGAAACGGAAACCUAUCAAUUCUGCUUAGAAUUUAGACUAGUUCUAGUCCAGCCUACCUACUACUCAUACCCAACCAGCUCGUGUCACUUUGUCUUCUUUUGCAUUUUUUCACAACCUUCUUCUCUCGAAUAUUUUCUACAACUCCAUACGAUUGCAAAGCCGGUGGUGUCUAUUACUGUUAUAAUUAAUACCUACUUUUCUCGUCCUUGUUAAGGAGGCAAACUGCAUAAUAACGGCUACACAAAGAUCCCGACUACUAUCCGAUCCUUGGCCUUCAACCAUAUCUCCAGGCUGUGGAGGCACAGAGUCUUUGUCACGACAGCACCAGCAGCCCAAGGCUGCUUCUUCACACCAUGUCCACCCUCAAGCGCAAGGCCAAUGGACCGCUGUCAGCUUCAGAUGCCAAGAAACCCAAACAGAACGCCAGCAUCACAUCAUUCUUUGCCGCACCUAAGACCACACCGGCCAGCGGCGCCACCACAUCUAGCAGCCCAAGUUCUACAGCGGCGCCAGCAGCCUCAGCUCCAGCCCAUCCACCGGCUGUCAGUUUCAACAAGCAGAAAUGGGUGGAGAAGCUUACCAACGAGCAGAGGGAGCUGCUAAAGCUGGAGAUUGACACUUUGGACGAGAGCUGGCUUGCGUUGCUCAAGGACGAGAUUACCACAAAGGAGUUUCUUGACCUGAAAAGGUUCCUAGACAGGGAAGCGAAUGCGGGCAAGAAGGUGUUUCCACCAAGAGAAGAUGUCUACUCAUGGUCCCGCCAUACGCCCUUCCACACAGUCAAGGUCGUAAUACUUGGCCAAGAUCCUUACCACAAUAUCAAUCAGGCCCAUGGGCUUGCCUUCUCAGUGCGACCACCGACUAAGGCACCACCAUCUCUCAAAAACAUGUACAUUUGCCUCAAGAACGACUACCCUGAAUUCACGCCGCCGCCCAACAACUCGGGCCUGCUAACGCCCUGGGCCCAGCGCGGCGUGCUGAUGCUCAACACAUGCCUUACGGUCCGGGCGCAUGAGGCCAAUUCGCACGCAAACCGGGGCUGGGAGAAGUUUACGCAAAAGAUCAUCGAGCUCGUGGCGGGUCGUCGCAGCAGGGGCGUUGUAUUCAUGGCUUGGGGUAGCCCCGCAGCUAAGAGGGUGAUCAAGGUCGACCAGAAGAAGCACUUGGUGCUCAAAGCGGUGCACCCGAGCCCAUUGAGCGCGUCAAGGGGAUUCUUUGACUGCGGUCACUUUAGAAAAGCCAACGAGUGGUUGGUGCAGAGGUAUGGGGACGGGGAGGAGAUCGACUGGAGCCUAACGGAGGGAGUCAGCCUCUUGCCCAAGCCAAAGGUCGAGGUGGUCAAGGCGGCACCCGAGGCAAAGAAAGUCAAGAAAGAUGAGGAGGAGUUUGACUUUGACGAAGGGGAAGAGCUUGAGGCGCUGGAGGAGUUGCGAAAGAUCGAAGACAACAAGAAGCCCGAAGUUCCAGCACCUUUGACUGCGAAGCCAGGGGUCGAGGUCAAAGGAGACGAGAAUAAGAAUCCUUCUACGGCUACAGCAUGAUGAUUUGGAGCCUCGAGUAUCGAAGCCGGCAGGGGGCUUUGGCCGCAACGGUAUUGACGGAAACCGGCUGAUUUGGUACGGGUUCACGAUAUUCUUAUUUCUGUCUUUUCUUUUCACGUCACGUUUGUAGGUCAUGUAUGGGGAUUUGUGCAGGUCUGGGAUUGUCAAAAAAAUAAAUAAAAUAAAAUAAAAUAAAAAAGAGCCGAUAUGUGGCAGUCACUUUGCGGGAG